CACUAGUAGUUACAAAAGGUCAGAAGAUUUAUCCUCUAAACAAAAGUAACCUUUUACAAUUUGAAAGUUGUCGCUCAGAAGGGAUUUUUCCCUGUUUACUAGAUUGAAGCUAGUUGGGAUACAGGGGUCGGGGGCAAUCCAAGGAUCUUCAUGGAGCCCAGGAACUUAAUUGCAGGGUUACUUGCGUGUAUGGCAGUCGUGAUUACACUCCUUGUUGCACCACAUUUACCUUAUGGAAAUUGGAGAGUGAUACAGAGUGCAGAAUUAGUCAUAACAAAUGCUGUCAUUUAUACCAGUGAUCCAUCGUUACCGUGGGCAGAAUGUAUGGCUGUUCGUAGUGGCCGUAUUCUUGAGGUUGGGAACCUGCGUUCCGUUGAGGGGCUAAUUGGACGACAAACUCGCAUUGUGGAUCUCAAGGGGAAAGUUGUGGUUCCUGGUUUUAUUGAUUCCCAUGUGCAUUUUAUAUCUGGUGGUCUCCAGAUGGCACGAGUGGAUCUUCAUGCAGUGAAAAGCAAAUCUGAAUUUAUAAGUAAAGUUGAGCAUGCUGUGCACGAUAUGGAGAAUAAGCAAUGGGUGCUUGGUGGUGGUUGGAACAAUGACUAUUGGGGUGGAGAAUUGCCAGAAGCUUCUUGGAUUGACAAUAUUACCCAUGAUUGUCCUGUAUGGUUAACUCGUAUGGAUGGUCAUAUGGGGCUGGCAAAUUCAUUCACACUAAAUAAAGUAGGAAUACAUAAUUUAACAGACGAUCCUGUUGGUGGCACCAUUAUCAAAAACAUAAAUGGAGCUCCCACUGGAUUGCUGGUAGAUGCCGCUAUGCAGUUGCUCCUGCCUCACAUUCCUAAGGUUACAAUUCAAGAAAGACGAGAUGCUCUGAUAAGGGCUAGUAAGCUUGGAUUGUCAAGGGGGGUGACCGCAGUGGUUGACUUUGGGAGAUAUUUCCCUGGAACAUCAACAAGUGAUGUCUGGCAAGAUUUCUUUGAGGUGUAUAAGUGGGCGGAUGAAACUAGUCAUAUGCUUCUUAGAGUCUGUCUGUUUUUUCCUCUGGAAACUUGGUCCCUUGUAGUGAAUACUUUCAAAGGCACCAGCCGAACUUUGAGUCAAUGGCUUCACAUUGGAGGUGUAAAAGCAUUUACUGAUGGAUCAUUGGGAUCAAAUAGUGCACUAUUUUAUGAGGCUUAUGCAGAUGAUGAAAGUAAUCAUGGGCUUCAUGUGGUUAAUCCAGAUUGGCUUUUGACCACGGUUCUUGAAGCUGACAAGUUUGGGAUCCAAGUGGCAAUACAUGCAAUUGGUGAUAAAGCAAAUGAUAUUGCACUUUCAAUCAAUGAAGCAUUGAUUUCUAAAAAUGGGAUGAAAGAUAGAAGAUUUAGGAUUGAACAUGCUCAACAUUUGUCACCUGGAGCGGCUGAUCGUUUUGGGGCAAAUCAUGUGAUUGGUUCAGUCCAGCCAGAGCACCUCCUGGAUGAUGCAGCCUCUGCUAUAAAGAAACUUGGAGAAGGGCGAGCUGUACAAGAGUCCUAUCUGUUCAAUUCACUCCUCUCAAGCAAUGCUCGAUUGGCAUUUGGUUCAGAUUGGCCGGUUGUAGAACUAAACCCUUUAGGAGGAAUAAAAGCAGCCAUUGAAAGAACACCACAUGAUUGGCAGUCACCUUGGAAUCCAUCUGAAAGCAUCACGGUAGAUGCUGCAUUAGACGGGUAUACAAUUUCAGCUGCCUUUGCUGCUUUUAUGGAAUAUGAAAUUGGGUCACUCUCUAUUGGAAAAUGGGCAGAUUUUGUUAUUCUAUCUAAGAAUCCGUGGAAUGCCACAGCCCCAGAAGACUUCCCUUCUGUUCAAGCAACUUAUAUUGGAGGCAUCCAAGUUUAUCCUUGAAAAAUUGAGGGUAGUCAUGAAACUUUAUGUAAUGCGAUGAAAGGAUUACUAUUUGCAUAGAAAAUGAUUCAGACAUUUUUUUUCACUUUUUGAAAUAUUAUUGUUGGACAAAUGGUGCACAUACCAAUAAUAGACUAACUUCUCACAACAAUCGCUUAUUUUAUUUUCUGCACAUUCUUAUGGUUAUUAAUACAAAAGGUUUUUAUACAACAAACAUUAUGAUGAUUAUCUUAAUGUUCAACCA
Molecule: messenger RNA, 2110 nt
Organism: Cryptomeria japonica (Japanese cedar)
Lineage: Eukaryota; Viridiplantae; Streptophyta; Pinopsida; Cupressales; Cupressaceae
Product: protein LONG AFTER FAR-RED 3
Exons: 15
Coding region: 151-1866 (571 amino acids)
Molecular function (GO): hydrolase activity, acting on carbon-nitrogen (but not peptide) bonds
Source: RefSeq, a predicted model, not a curated record